GGGAGAAAAAGAAACCGCCCAGUGCUUUGUAGUGAACAGUCCUGUCAGCGGAGCUUUUUCAAAGCCCUGCUGUUUCAUUAGGACUAAUUCACAGAAUGACAGCGAGUCAGACGGGGCGACACGGGUGUUGUAUAGGAUGAAAAAUCGUACUGGACACAUUAACAUGAAAGCUUGAGUGAGAUGAGGGCUUUGGAAGGCCGGGAGCUGAGUAGCUAAAGACUUCGCCUGAACAACACUGCCCACUGUCCUUUCGAGUGACCUCACCGCAUGUCGCGAAUCCGGAAUACACUGGACACUGUCACCAAAGCUGUCAGCGGGACAGUGAACACCGAGCUGCUCUCCAAGAUCACUCGCCUCAGGCCCAAUGCUGCCCCCUUGGACAAAGCUAUAGAGGUCAAAUUGGAGUGCCCGGAGUCGGAGCCCACUUCAGUUGUGACCGUGGCAGCACCUCAGCAACUGAGGACCAAAAAUGAAGAAGUGAAAUGUAAAGAAGUCAGCAAAGAUGCCCCCAAACUUCAAGUCAGCCCAAAUACACCUCGGGGGGGUGCAUCCGCAGCAGUAGCCAAACAGACACUGCAGCGUUUCCAGCCCUCAGCCUUUGCUACAAACAUGGACGAAACCUAUAGCCACUUGGCCGAACAUGUCAACACAUACUUUGGAAGCAACACCCAGGAGGAGAAGAUGCCACAGCAGAGGAGCAGUGAUGCCUUUGUGCCAUCAAGCACUGCUCACUUCAGUGGGACCAAGGAGCACUUCCCUGUGCUUUCACCUGUAGCUCAGAGAGCUGACCUGGAGCCACCCACCGCUCCACCUGCCCUCGACCAGACUAGACCAAACACAAAAACUUCAGAUAAGCCUGGUCUUCAAGAGUCAGAGAGCAGUACACCACCCUCUCCCACUCCACAGAAGAAAGGCAUCAGCCAGUAUCUGUCAUACAAGAGGCCCAGCAUGCAGGCUUUUGUGGGAAGUUACAUUGCCCCUCUGGUCCCCAAGUUCAGGGCUGAUUCCAAGAGUGUGGAUGCAGAAAAGGACAAAGCUGCUGAAGCAGCUCAGGGGGUUUCUCAAGACACAGAGGAUGCAGAAACCAAGGAGCGGAAACAGGCGGAGGAGAAGGCCCAACGGCUGCUGUCUCAAAGGGAGAAGAUCAUAGCACGUGUAAGUGUGGAUAACAGGACCAGAGCACUAGUGCAGGCAAUAAAGAGAGUGACCGAUGUGAAGAUCACCAUCAGCAGAGUGGAGGAACUCAGCUUUCAUCUGCUGGAGUUCCCUGAGACCAGAGGAGUGGCUGUCACUGAGAAAGUUAUUCCAUGUCUAUUACGGUUGCGUCAGGCGCGGGACCCCAGACUACAGGCAGCAGUGAGGCAGGCCCUUGCCCUGGUGGGCUACACUGACCCGGUCAAAGGCAGAGGCAUUCGGGUCCUCUCCAUUGAUGGGGGAGGCACUAGAGGUCUGGUUGCGCUGCAGACUUUGCAUAAGCUGGAGAACCUCACUGGGAAGCCCAUCUACCAGUUGUUUGAUUACAUCUGUGGAGUCAGCACAGGUGCCAUACUGGCCUUCAUGUUGGGGGUUUUCCAGAUUCCUCUGCCGGAGUGUGAGGAGCUGUACAGGAAGCUGGGCUCUGACGUCUUCAAACAGAACGUUAUCGUGGGCACAGUGAAGAUGGGCUGGAGUCACGCCUUCUACGAUAGUCAGAUCUGGGAGGAAAUCCUUAAAGAGAGAAUGGGGCCUAGUCUAAUGAUUGACACUGCCAAAGAUCCAAAAUGCCCAAAGGUGGCAGCAGUGAGCACCAUAGUAAACAGAGGGCUGCCUCUGAAGGCUUAUGUCUUCAGGAACUACAACUUCCUUCCCGGAGUGCGCUCUCACUACCUGGGCGGCUGCCAGCAUAAGAUGUGGCAGGCUAUUCGAGCAUCAUCUGCAGCCCCAGGCUACUUUCAGGAAUAUGUGCUUGGGCAUGACUUACAUCAGGAUGGCGGUCUCCUGAUCAACAACCCUACAGCACUGGCCAUCCACGAGUGCAAGUGCUUGUGGCCCAACACUCCUGUGCAGUGUGUGGUGUCUCUGGGCACGGGCCGCUACGAGACGGCCGGCAAGAGCAGCUCCGGAACGUACACCAGCCUGAAGACCAAGCUCACCCACGUCAUCAGCAGCGCCACAGACACUGAGGAGGUGCACACGAUGUUGGACGCCCUCCUCCCUCCAAAUACCUACUUCCGCUUUAACCCCUGUAUGAGUGAGGAUAUCCCACUGGACGAGAACCGGCCCGAAAGGCUGAACUUCCUGCAGGCCGAGGGGCAACGCUACCUGGAGCGCAACGAGACCAAGCUGAAAAAAGCUGCGAGCAUGCUUUCUCAAGAGAAGAGCACCAUCCAGAGGCUGGCGGAGUGGGCUCAGCUGAAAGCUGACAUGUACGAUGGCCUUCCUUUCCGCUCGAAACUUUAACACUUCAAGGCAGCGCUCUGCAGCUGUGGAAUAAAAUGUUUAAAAGCACCUUUAGCACUAACACGGCACAAGCAAAUGACCACGAGACCAUGACACAGUUGGUUUAUCUCUGUGAAACUAACGUUACAUGAUUGGGUUAACAGAUUGGUGCUGUGCAGGUAUUUUAUUGCUGAAAUUGUUCAGUAGCAGUGCUGUUGAACCACACCUCUGGUAUUUUAGAGUACAUACAGAAAAGAAAAGGCUCAACAUGGAUAUUGACUGAUCUUUACUGUUUAUUGGAAGGUUGAUCAUCCUUUUCCCUGCCUCUGGUUUGGGCUAGAGAGUGAGAUGCUGAAAGCACUUUUAGGGAGAUUAGAAGUUUAAAUAUUUAAAUAAAGUUCAAGCAAGAGCUUAAGACUUUUAAGCGGGAGCUUAAGAAUGCAAGGUUUCAGGUUCCCUGCAUGAGAUGGCACUUUCAACUGAUACCUACCUGACACAUUACAUGUGCUCUAUGUGUUUGUGACCAUGUUGUAACAAGAAUGAGUAGAAUUUUGUGUAAAAAUUGUUUUAUGGUGACUAGUUUUAGAAAUAGUCAUGUUUGUGUCUCACCAAAUGUUUGCACAUCCUUUUGUUGGUUCUUAAUGUUUCAAAAGCAUUCAAAAAGUUGCAUUGACCUAAACUUGAAUCCUUUAGCAUGCACUAGGAUACCAUUUAUGAUUUCUGUGUGAAUUGUGGGCUAAAAGAUUUAGAAAUCAAACUUUUUUGUUUUAUAAACAGAAUUUGUUCACUAUGAGUAGGAAGAUCAUGAUCAUCAGUCGUGUUUAAUACUGUUUUUUUACUGAGGGGGAACAAAAGGAUAAAGAACUCUUAAUUCUCUAACAUUAUAAAGGCCUUGUCACUGAGAAUUGUUAAGAGCAGCUUGUAAUACAGUUAAGUUAUUGCCAAACUAACACAAAUUAACACUGACCUUAUGUGGACUAUUGUAUAAUAAGCUAUUGUAUAAGACGUCCAGUUUUGUUGUGUCAAGAAUCCAUAUUGAAUUGUGAUGUUUCUUCAGAUAAUGUUAAUUUUCCCUGGUUAACCUUGAACCUGAAAAACAUGGAUUGUGAUUACACUGUGUACAUAAAUCCUGUAAGUGAUGUUUCAUCCUAAAUCCUUAAAUAAUUUAAUAAUAAUGACAUCAUAAUAUUACCAUAUUCCUGAUGGAGUUUACUACAGCAGUCAACAGUAGAUCAUUUGUAAGUAACGUUUUGCAGUUUACAAAUGCUCUGUUUACUCAAUGUGCUUUUGUAAAUGCACCUUCUCAGUUUCCACAGAGAAAUAUAAGUGUGUUAAUCCACCCGUUAUCUUACAGAAUGCCUAUCAUUGUCACAUCUUUGGCACCCUAUGAAUUUUAUUAUAUCUUCUGAAAUAAACUGAAACUGAAGAA
This is a messenger RNA of Colossoma macropomum (tambaqui), 3847 nucleotides long. RefSeq names its product patatin-like phospholipase domain containing 8 (gene pnpla8). Gene Ontology annotation, cellular component: membrane. The transcript has 10 exons. The record is from RefSeq and is a predicted model, not a curated record. Lineage: Eukaryota; Metazoa; Chordata; Actinopteri; Characiformes; Serrasalmidae. Gene Ontology annotation, biological process: arachidonate metabolic process. The coding region runs from base 268 to 2439 and encodes 723 amino acids.